CACACCUCCUUGUGCUUUGCACAAGUAAACAAAGCAUCAUUCCUCGUUCUUGACCUUCUCUUUCUGUUGGCCACUACAGCUAGCUCUCUAGCUCCAUAACUUCACCUCUAUCAAGCUUUCUAUACAGUACAGUAACGAAGACAAUGGCUGUAAAUCCACAAGCUUUCGAGCAGUUCACUCUGAGACAAAUUCGCAUCACUGAGAAUGAGUUUGGACGAGGUUCCUACGCUGUUGUCAUGGAGCUAGAGUAUCGAGGACUGAAAUGUGCCGGCAAGAAGCUUUACCGAGUUCUCUACGAGACUGGAAUCGGGCAUGCAGCACGAAGGUAUCUGGAGGAGUGUCGCCUGCUCAGUCAAACUAGGCACCCCAACAUUGUCCAGUUUCUGGGAGUCUGUUUUGAGGAAGGCUCUCAGUUCCCCAUCCUAGUCAUGGAGUUCCUCCCCACCAACUUGACCAGCUGUCUCGAGCGUUACGGUAUUCUCCCCGAUGAGAUCAACUUCUCCAUCCUCCAUGACGUCUCACUGGGCCUGGUCUACCUCCAUGGCCAAACACCAGUCAUUGUGCACAGAGACCUCUCAGCCAACAAUGUCCUCUUGUCCACCAACAUGACGGCCAAGAUAUCCGAUCUAGGGGUUGCUCGAAUAUUGAACCUGACCCCUCUUCAAGUGAGUCGAAUGACAGAGACCCCUGGCACCCCAGCGUACAUGCCCCCCGAAGUGAUGAUUGCCGACCCCCACUACGACACCAGUGUGGAUGUGUUCUCCUUUGGGAUCAUGAUGAUUCACACCUUCACAGCAGAGUGGCCACUACCAAGUAUCGGCCAGACACGAAUCGAUCCUGCUAAUCCUGACAGACUGAUACCAGUAACGGAAGCUGAACGACGUGAACAUUUUCUUCGAAAGAUUUCCCCAGACCACCCUCUGAUGGACCUCAUCAUGCGCUGUCUCAGCAACAACCCUCAGCGAAGGCCUAGAGCAGCGGAGAUAGUUGGUCGGAUGGUGGGUGUGGUACUUGAACACCCUCCCUCCUUUGAGAACAGAGUGGAGAUGCUCCAGCGAGUGAGUGCCCUACUGACAGAGAAGAGGGAGCUUGAGGAGGAGGUUGUGAGGAAGGACUCGGCAAUCCAGGAGAAAGCAGGAGAGAACGAGGCACUGGCGGAGGAGAAAAGACGACAAGAGGAAGAAAGUGAAAACACUGUCGAGCGUAUGCAGUUGGUGCACUCUGUGGAAACUGAUCAGUUGAAAUUGGAGAAUGAAGAUCUUAAAGGUCAACUCGAAGAUAAAGAGUCUGUAAAUGCUGCCAAAGAUUCCACUAUUGCUGACAAAGAUACAAUCAUUGCCUCCAAGGACAUUUCCCUUCAGAAGAAUAAAACCACUAUUCAGAGUUUAAACGACCAACUCACCAAAACCAGGGACUACCUGACCAGCAAACCACAGUCCCUACAGGUUCAGUUGUCCUACAGUCAGUGCUCUGAGGCUCCAGUGAAGAUGUCUAGUGGGCAAGCGGUAACCAUCAAUGGUAAGGUCUACUAUGGUGGAGGAAUCUGUGAUGACAAUGAUGACUUGUACUGUGUCCACUGUUACGAUCCGCCACAAGACGUCUGGUCAACUCUGCCCAGACUUCCUGUAUACUAUUUUGGUCUAGGGGAGGUCAAAGGUGAACUGGUAGCAGUUGGCGGUAUGGAUUCAUCCUUCUCUGCAUCCAAUGUGGUACAUGUGUUUAACAAAGGAAGGAACUGGAAACGAUCGAUCCCACCCAUGCCCACAGCGAGGGAUUCACCAGCAGUCGUUAGUCUCCCAACACAUCUGAUCGUAGUAGGAGGUGAUAUGGACGCUGGUGACUCUGUUAUCACUGAUAUUGUUGAGAUCUACAACAUCAGCACCUCCCAGUGGAGCGAGACAGACAGACUACCGUAUGCUUGUAUGGACCAAAGAGGAAUUGUCUACAACAACACAGUGUACCUAAUGGGAGGAUCUAACGACAAUAGUCUAAACAAGGUGUGUGCUGCUCAAGUCGACAAGCUCAUCUCAGCAGACCGACAGGAUGAUGGGAGUGCCAACAAAACCGACUCUCUCUGGAAUACAAUAUCCAACACACCGUCUUACCGACCCUCCCCUGUAACGAUAUCCGACACCCUCUUUGUUGUUGGUGGAAAGGAUAGUGGUAAAGCCACUCAAAGGAUCUACGCCUACUCAUCCUCGAUGGACUCCUGGCUCUACGUUGGUGAUCUACCAUCUCCUAUAGCAGACCCUGCCACUGUGUCACUGUCUCCAACACAGUGCCUCGUGAUUGGGGGACUGAACAAUGGAAAAGAACAAUCUACCGUGCAUAAAAUUAGUAUCACAGCAACUAUUUCUUGAUUAUUGUUGUGGAUAAUAAUGUUUUGUAUGGCUAAAAGUUAAUGUUGAGUGAAAACAUAAAUAGUGCAACCAGCCCCUCCCCCUUAUAGACUAUUGCAAUGUCAGCAUAAAAGACCCUCUUCCAGCAGUUCUCCUGAUGAAGACACUAACUGUUCUCCUGGUGUCCUGUGCUCUGUCAGCGUUGUUCUCCAGUGCUGCUGGUCUCCUGGAGGGAUUCUACUGUGGCAGAGAGCUGCUAUGACGUUCUUCAAGUGGACAAAGAUGUCACAGCUGUAAGUACGUGGUGGAGCUAUUGACUGUGCUCACACACUGUUGCUUGGUUACAGGCUGAGAUGAGGAGAGCCUAUCGACACCUGGCACUGGAGUACCAUCCUGACAAGAACAAGGCUUAGGGCUCUAGGGAGAGGUUCCAGCUCAUCAGCACGACCUACGAGAUACUGAAGGAUGAGGAAGAGAGAGCAAACUAUGACUACAUGCUUGAGAACCCUGAGCAAGUGUACCGUCACUACUAUCACUACGACCGUCAUCGAGUGACCCCCCCAGUUGGACAUCCGAGUGGUUGUGGGUGUGGCCAUCAGCGUCAUCUCUCUGGUCCAGUACCUCGGCUGGUGGCACUCGUACAAUACAGCCAUCACUGCAGCUCUCUCAGAAUGCCAAGAUAUUGUGGUAAGGCUGAGGAGCUGGCAGUGGAGAAGGGGUUGUUGAAGGAGGGUCAGAGACAGACUCAAGGGAGGAAGUAAAGAACGACGAAGAGACUGUGCUACGGAUAAUUGUGCAGCUGCAUAGCAACAAAGACUUUUUUUUUUAUUUGCUGUUCUUGCAAAGAAGAAAAGAAGUUGAGUUUAGACAUGGUUUGAGAGCUGUUUGACAAAACUGUGGAACUAGGAAGGACAAGCAAGUAAAAGGUUGAAUGGGGCUCAACAAAGUGGAGACCAAUUGAAGCUUAUAUUGCCCAAGUUUCAUAGCACAAUAAUUGUGAGACGCCAACUGCCCAGAGGGAAACCACGCCAUUCGCAAAAUUUCCCCUAAUUCCCUCUCACAUCUAAAGUUCUUUCAAAAUGGUACUUUUUUGAAGGAUGAUGUUGAAAGUGACACGUGUUGGAGAGAGCAUUAUACUGGACACCCUUGUAUGACCAGACCACUGUAAAGUAUCGACACAAUUGGAGGUGAUACUGAGAAGUCAAAGGCAGUAUCUUACAAUUGCAGUGAACUGAGUGCAGACUUGCUAUGUUUAACUAACUAUGUUUAAAAAAACCUUUCACUUUUAUAUCCUCGAUCAUCGUUUGUUUAAUUAAUACAAUUUUAAUACUGUAUUGAUGUAUUAUUGUUUCUAAUGUUUGAAAUUGAUUUAGCACAACUG
Halichondria panicea is the source of this 3720-nucleotide messenger RNA. RefSeq names its product mitogen-activated protein kinase kinase kinase 21-like. The transcript is spliced from 11 exons. The coding region runs from base 144 to 2360 and encodes 738 amino acids. The record is from RefSeq and is a predicted model, not a curated record. NCBI's taxonomy places the organism in Eukaryota, Metazoa, Porifera, Demospongiae, Suberitida, Halichondriidae. Gene Ontology annotation, biological process: protein phosphorylation. Gene Ontology annotation, molecular function: protein binding; ATP binding; protein serine/threonine kinase activity.